This is a messenger RNA of Notolabrus celidotus (New Zealand spotty), 1321 nucleotides long. RefSeq names its product cholesterol 25-hydroxylase like 2 (gene ch25hl2). Bases 97 to 999 code for a protein of 300 amino acids. Lineage: Eukaryota; Metazoa; Chordata; Actinopteri; Labriformes; Labridae. The record is from RefSeq and is a predicted model, not a curated record. Gene Ontology annotation, biological process: cholesterol metabolic process; sterol biosynthetic process. Gene Ontology annotation, molecular function: steroid hydroxylase activity; iron ion binding; C-4 methylsterol oxidase activity. The transcript has a single exon.
AGGACGCUGAUUGGAUCCCUCCAUUCAUCGUCUCCUUGUUAGAGAAGAAUCCUCCUGGAUCGGCCCUCUUUCUGGAAGAGGAAAACCGCAUCAGUGAUGAGCGCAGGCAGGUUACUCACAACUUUAUCCUGGAUGACGAAUGUGAAUAACGUGACCGGGGGCCAGUCCCAGGCCUUGGUCCUGCAGCCGCUCUGGGACUACCUUCACAAGAACCACCACGACCUCCUGAGGAGUCCUCUCUUCCCUGUCGUCCUCUCCGUCUCCACCUACUUCAUUCUAGUCGGUCUUUACACCAUCCUGGACUUCCUUGCGCCCACCUGGCCUUGCAUCAACCGCUACAGGCUCCACCCUGAUCGGCCCAUCACCUGGCCUAACAUCUGGACCACCUUUGGCGUCACCAUCUACAACCACAUCUUCUACAUCUUCCCUUCUGCGGUCGGUCAGUGGAUGUGGAGGCCGCCCACGCCACUGCCCUCCGAGGCCCCGACUCUCUGGAGCUUCUUCCUGGGGAUCAUCGGCUGCAUGGUGGUCUUCGACUUCCAGUAUUACCUGUGGCACCUGCUCCACCACCGAAUACCGUGGCUGUACCGCACCUUCCACGCUGUGCACCACCAGUACAACCAACCCUUCAGCCUCGUCACUCAGUACCUGUCUGGCUGGGAGCUCUUCAGCGUUGGAUUCUGGACCACGGUGGACCCCAUCCUGCUGCAGUGCCACUGCCUCACCACCUGGAGCUUCAUGGUCUUCAACAUCUACGUCUCCACCGAGGACCACUGCGGGUACAACUUCCCCUGGGCCCUGCAUAACCUGGUGCCCUUUGGCCUCUGGGGUGGCGCCCCGAAACACGACACACACCACCAGCGCCCCGGCACCAACUUUGCCCCUUUCUUCUCUCACUGGGACUGGCUGGGGGGCACCAACACCGUGCCAACAAUCUCCAGCCACUCUGCUGCUGCUGCUGCGACAGGAGGAGCGGAGAUGAAAGCGAGGAAAGACUAAAGAGCUUGAGUUAAUCUCUCACUGACUCUAUUACUCAAACUGCCUCUUUUGUGCCUGCUCUCAUUCCUGCAUUCCCUCCUCUCUCCCACAGUUUGCUCUCCUCCAUGUUGAUAUCACUGCAUCCUCUGCCAUAUGUUGAUAUAUCUCUAACAAACAUGGACGCUCUUCUUCUUCUUAAAGUUGCUGUAAAAUGACUGCCUGGUAAGUCGUUGAGAAAUGCUCUUGUACGUCUCUUUCCUGUGCAUGUACUUGUGUUUGUUCUCACAUCACUCGUCUAACAUGAUCUGAGCUUCAAAAUAAAAGCACAAGCUGUUUCUCUCUA